AGAUUAAAUCAACUCAACUUAAUCUUUAAAAACAAAAAUUUAUUUUCAAUUAUGUAUUGUCUUCAAUGGUUAAUGCCUAUCCUUUUAAUACCCAAACAAUUAGUUCAUCCAGCAUUUUUAAUUGAUCAAGCGCUCUUUUUGUGGUUUUAUAUUGCUGGUUUUGUUUUGGAAAGAAGACCCUGCUAUAUUUGUCUAGCUAUAUUUAUUCUAACCGUUUUGGUUCUUUGUUAUAGUGAUGAAGAACGUUGUGUACUAUGGCCAAUUUGUGAAACAAUGAUGAAUGGGGAAAUGUGUAAAAAUGCUUAUGAAAGGAGAAUGGCUACACAAAAGUAUUAA
Molecule: messenger RNA, 336 nt
Organism: Meloidogyne enterolobii
Lineage: Eukaryota; Metazoa; Nematoda; Chromadorea; Rhabditida; Meloidogynidae
Source: the annotation of a GenBank genome assembly